AGCAAGAAAAAUAUAUUAUAAAUUAAUAAAUUAAUAAAUUAAUAAAUACUAGAGAAAAAAAUAAUUAAAAUGAAUAGAAAUAAAAAAAAUAAAAAAAAAAUAAAAAAUAAAAAGUAUGAAAAAGUCGUGGAGGGAAAUUUGAAGUUACAAAAAUUUAUAGUUCUUACGAAAUUCUCCAGUUUUUAAUUCAUCAAGUUUGAUAUCAAAGUACUAAAAUGAAAAGAUAUUGUUUACUUGGGCUUUAUGGGAGAUAUAAUAGGAAUAUAAUAAACAAAAGAAGCUUUUCUUUAUCAAAAUAUUUGUGGAAUACAAAUAGUUUUGUAUUUUUCAACAAACAAAUACCACAGAUAAAGAACGAGGAACACUUUGAAGACUUGUAUUUUAAGAUUAUUGUUAGUAAUGAACUAUUGAAAUCUGAAAAAAAAGCAUUAUACAAUUCAUUGGUAUUGAAUAUAUUUAGGGAUAAAAAGUUAAAGAGAAAUGAAACGACAUUAAAUGUUUUAUUCAAUUGUUUCAAGAUUCUUAUUAAAAAUCAUCAAGAGCUUCCUAAUACUUUUAACAAAAUUGAAAAAAUGCAGCUAAUAAAUAAAUUUUUAAAAUUAAAUUAUCGGAAUGAAAGAGAUUAUUAUUGCUGGGAAUUUUAUGGGGAUAUUUGUAAAAUCGAACCAAGUUUAUUGAAGGAUAAAAAAUUGGAAAAGGAUAUUCAAUUCUUUUUAAAUUUAUUGAUUAAAAAACUAAUUGAAAAUGAAAAAGAAUUUGGAGAAGAUAACUUCAGUAAGGUUUUAAGGAUUUUUAGAGAUAAUAAUGAACUAUUUUCAGAGAAUUUUUUAAUUAAUACAGAAGAAGUUGAAGAAAUUUUUAAGGAGUAUUUAAUUAAUCAAUGUCUUAAAAAAAAUGAAAUAAAUCUUUUAUUUGAUUUUUAUGAUGGGGAAAAAAAAGCAAAAGAAAUUAUUAAAAUUGUUUUUAAUGAAAAAUUGGGCACUAAAACUUAUAAUGAUGAAUUUCAAGUCAAAACUAUUCAAUUUUUAUUAAAUAAAAAAAAUCGAUUAAAAAUUGAACAGAAUCUUGAUACUAGUGAUUGUAAAAAGUUGUUAGAAUUUUUUAUUGAAAUUAGAAGAAGGCAAAAAACACCAAAAAUUAGCAUUGAAAAAAUUCAUGAUAAGAAUAAUUACUUAGAGGAGGAAUUUUAUCGAUUACAAGAGGUUAUUGAUUUGAAUAAAUUUGAUAUAGAAGACAGUGAUGGUUCUAAGAGUAUUCGAGAGAAAUUGUUGAUUUAUUAUGGGUUUUUCAAUCAGAGAAAAACCGACAAGUAUUUAUAUCGAUAUGAAAAAUAUUCAAAGUUAGAAUUUAUUGAUGAAAUUGAAGUUAAAAACAACAACUUGAGUUAUUUUAAAAGUUUAGUUUAUUCGUACUUAUUUGAAUCUACUAAGGAUAAAGAGAAUUUAAUCAAUAAUUUCAUUUAUAAAUAUAUUAAUGGCAAGGAUAUCAAUAAUGAUGGGGAUGAAAGAUUUAAUAUAAGACUUGUCAAAUGUUUGAUUUUCUAUAAAUCGAUUAAUAAUUUCAAUGAUUCAAUUGAUAUCUACAAUAAGUACAUUAAAGAAGCAGAAACACUAGAUCGAAAGAAUAUUGCGGAUGUAAAUAUGGGGCUGGUUUCAUACUGUUACCACAUAGUUGAAUCAAUAAUGGUUUCUUCAUAUUAUAAUUUAGAUAGAGAAAUUAGUAAAUUCAUUUAUAAUGGAUCCAUCAAGUAUAAACUAGUUAAAGCUGAAAGCACAGAAGACUUGAGGUUAAAACAAUUGCUAAAGGAUUUUUCAAGCUGCUAUAAUUCAGAGAGAUUAAAAAGUGGAAGUGAAACAGAAUAUGACAAGGAAAAAAUAAAAAAGUAUCUCAGAGAGCAUUUAGUUCUUGAUUUCCUUCUUGAUCUUUAGUGGGCUUUAUUUAUUUGAAUAAUUUUAUUCAGUUUUAUUCAUUUCUUAUAGAUAUUCUCUUGUAAAACAGAGGUUCCCUUUCGAGCU
Ascoidea rubescens DSM 1968 is the source of this 2015-nucleotide messenger RNA. RefSeq lists its product as uncharacterized. The record is from RefSeq and is a predicted model, not a curated record. The transcript has a single exon. The coding region runs from base 216 to 1928 and encodes 570 amino acids. Lineage: Eukaryota; Fungi; Ascomycota; Saccharomycetes; Ascoideales; Ascoideaceae.